AUGGUUUUCCAAAAUAGGCUCCCUUCUUGGAUUAUUUUGUGCUCCGUCUGGCUGUUCCGCUUUGCACACACGGGGGAGGCACAGGCUGCAAAAGAAGUAAUAUUGCUGGACUCUAAAGCACAACAGACAGAGUUGGAAUGGAUUUCCUCUCCUCCCAAUGGGUGGGAAGAAAUUAGUGGACUGGAUGAAAACUACACUCCUAUACGAACAUACCAGGUAUGCCAGGUGAUGGAAUCAAACCAAAACAACUGGCUUCGGACUAACUGGAUUGCAAAAAGCAAUGCACAAAGGAUUUUUGUAGAACUGAAAUUCACUCUGAGGGAUUGUAACAGUCUUCCUGGAGUUCUGGGGACUUGUAAAGAAACUUUUAACUUGUAUUAUUAUGAAACAGACUACGACACUGGCAGGAAUAUCCGAGAAAACCAAUAUGUAAAAAUAGACACUAUUGCAGCAGAUGAAAGUUUUACCCAGGGUGAUCUUGGGGAGAGAAAAAUGAAACUUAACACAGAGGUGAGAGAAAUUGGACCUUUGUCCAAAAAAGGAUUCUAUCUUGCAUUUCAGGAUGUAGGGGCCUGCAUUGCUUUGGUCUCUGUCAAAGUCUACUACAAGAAGUGCUGGUCCAUCAUUGAGAACUUAGCUAUUUUUCCUGACACAGUGACUGGCUCAGAGUUUUCCUCUUUAGUUGAAGUACGAGGAACUUGCGUCAGCAGUGCAGAGGAGGAGGCAGAGAACUCGCCAAAGAUGCACUGCAGCGCAGAGGGAGAAUGGUUAGUGCCUAUUGGAAAAUGUAUCUGCAAAGCGGGAUACCAGCAAAAAGGAGACACGUGUGAACCUUGUGGCCGUGGGUUCUACAAAUCCUCCUCACAAGAUCUGCAGUGCUCCCGCUGCCCUACUCACAGCUUCUCUGACAAAGAAGGAUCUUCGAGAUGCGAUUGUGAAGAUAGCUAUUAUAGAGCACCUUCUGAUCCACCAUAUGUCGCAUGCACAAGACCUCCAUCUGCACCACAGAAUCUCAUUUUCAAUAUCAACCAGACUACCGUGAGUUUGGAGUGGAGUCCUCCUGCUGACAACGGGGGAAGAAAUGAUGUGACCUACCGCAUUUUGUGCAAGAGGUGCAGCUGGGAGCAGGGUGAAUGUGUUCCCUGUGGGAGUAACAUUGGAUAUAUGCCCCAGCAAACUGGAUUAGUAGAUAACUAUGUCACUGUCAUGGACCUGCUAGCUCAUGCUAACUACACGUUUGAAGUUGAAGCUGUGAAUGGGGUUUCUGACUUGAGUCGUUCCCAGAGGCUUUUUGCAGCUGUCAGUAUUACCACUGGUCAAGCAGCUCCCUCGCAAGUUAGUGGAGUAAUGAAAGAGAGAGUGCUGCAGAGGAGCGUGGAGCUUUCCUGGCAGGAACCAGAACAUCCCAAUGGAGUCAUUACUGAAUAUGAAAUCAAGUAUUAUGAGAAAGAUCAAAGGGAGAGGACCUAUUCAACAGUGAAAACCAAGUCCACUUCAGCUUCUAUUAAUAACCUAAAGCCAGGAACAGUGUAUGUUUUCCAGAUUCGUGCUUUUACUGCUGCUGGUUAUGGAAAUUACAGCCCCAGACUGGAUGUUGCCACACUAGAAGAAGCCACAGCCACGGCUGUUUCCAGUGAACAGAAUCCUGUUAUUAUCAUAGCUGUGGUUGCUGUGGCAGGAACCAUCAUUCUGGUCUUCAUGGUGUUUGGAUUCAUCAUCGGGAGAAGGCAUUGUGGCUAUAGCAAAGCUGAUCAAGAAGGGGAUGAAGAACUUUACUUUCAUUUUAAAUUUCCAGGCACCAAAACCUACAUUGACCCUGAAACCUACGAGGACCCAAAUAGAGCUGUCCAUCAAUUCGCCAAGGAGCUAGAUGCCUCUUGUAUUAAAAUUGAGCGUGUGAUUGGUGCAGGAGAGUUUGGUGAAGUGUGUAGUGGGCGUCUAAAGCUUCCUGGCAAAAGAGAUGUUGCAGUAGCCAUAAAAACUCUGAAAGUUGGCUACACUGAAAAGCAAAGGAGAGAUUUCCUAUGUGAAGCAAGCAUCAUGGGACAGUUUGACCACCCCAACGUUGUUCACUUAGAAGGGGUCGUUACCAGAGGGAAACCAGUCAUGAUUGUAAUAGAAUACAUGGAGAACGGGGCCUUAGAUGCAUUUCUUAGGAAACAUGAUGGGCAAUUUACAGUCAUUCAGCUAGUGGGAAUGUUGAGAGGAAUUGCUGCUGGAAUGAGAUAUUUGGCCGAUAUGGGAUACGUACACAGGGAUCUUGCAGCACGCAAUAUUCUUGUCAACAGCAACCUUGUUUGUAAAGUGUCAGACUUUGGCCUUUCCAGAGUUAUAGAAGAUGAUCCAGAGGCCGUCUACACUACUACUGGUGGAAAAAUUCCAGUGAGAUGGACAGCUCCAGAGGCCAUCCAGUACCGCAAAUUUACAUCAGCCAGCGAUGUGUGGAGUUAUGGAAUAGUUAUGUGGGAAGUAAUGUCUUACGGAGAACGACCUUACUGGGAUAUGUCAAAUCAAGAUGUAAUAAAAGCAAUCGAAGAAGGCUAUCGUUUGCCAGCACCCAUGGAUUGCCCAGCAGGACUGCACCAGCUGAUGCUAGAUUGUUGGCAGAAGGAACGUGGUGAAAGGCCAAAGUUUGAGCAGAUAGUUGGUAUUCUGGACAAAAUGAUUAGAAACCCAAACAGCUUGAAAACCCCACUGGGAACCUGUAGCAGACCAAUUAGCCCUCUUCUGGACCAGAACACUCCCGAUUUUACUACUUUCUGCUCCGUAGGCGAAUGGUUACAAGCUAUUAAGAUGGAAAGAUAUAAGGAUAAUUUCACAGCAGCAGGCUACAACUCUCUUGAAUCAGUUGCCAGGAUGACUAUUGAAAUCAAAAACAUGCCAGGUGCUUUGCAAAACAGAGAACAAGAGAAAUCCCUUUCCAGAAGAGAUGACAGCCUGAAUAGAAAUGACAUAAUGGCAGGAGACAAAGGAAGCAGAAAGGGGAAGCAAAACAAGAGUUAUAACCAUAAGAUCAUGAGAUUGGUUUGGAGGCACAGUGAACGCUAUGAGGCAUUUUUUUAA
Messenger RNA from Gavia stellata (red-throated loon), 3063 nucleotides. RefSeq names its product EPH receptor A7 (gene EPHA7). Gene Ontology annotation, molecular function: transmembrane-ephrin receptor activity; protein binding; ATP binding. Gene Ontology annotation, biological process: axon guidance; protein phosphorylation; cell surface receptor protein tyrosine kinase signaling pathway. The record is from RefSeq and is a predicted model, not a curated record. The transcript has 17 exons. NCBI's taxonomy places the organism in Eukaryota, Metazoa, Chordata, Aves, Gaviiformes, Gaviidae. Gene Ontology annotation, cellular component: neuron projection; plasma membrane. The coding region runs from base 1 to 3063 and encodes 1020 amino acids.